Musca vetustissima is the source of this 1104-nucleotide messenger RNA. Its product is annotated as zinc finger protein 33B-like. The transcript is spliced from 5 exons. Gene Ontology annotation, biological process: regulation of DNA-templated transcription. NCBI's taxonomy places the organism in Eukaryota, Metazoa, Arthropoda, Insecta, Diptera, Muscidae. Gene Ontology annotation, molecular function: RNA polymerase II cis-regulatory region sequence-specific DNA binding; DNA-binding transcription factor activity, RNA polymerase II-specific. The coding region runs from base 1 to 1104 and encodes 367 amino acids. The record is from RefSeq and is a predicted model, not a curated record.
AUGGCAUAUACUUUGCCGCAAUUCCUUUGCGAACUUUGUUCGGCCGAUUUAAAAAAGUUCCAUCUCUUCAUUGAGAAAGCCAUUGAGUCCCACAACAUUUUGGAAACGAAUUUACAAAAUCAAAUUGAAGCUGUCGACAUUAAGAGCGAAAAUGAACAGGAAAUUGAGUGUGUUUACAUGAUAGAACCAUGUUAUGAAGGAAUACCAACCGCAGAUUGUGAAGUCGAAGCAAAAACUGAAAUUGAAUUUAUGCCUGAAGAAACAAAUGAAAAUAUACAGACGCAAGAUGAUGAUGUCGACGAGCAAUCCGAUGGCACACUAACCGAUGACGUUAUGGAAGAUGAAGAUUACAUAGGAAGUAAUGCGUACAACAAGGAAGUGAAAAAAGAAGACACAAUAUCAGAGGUUAAAGAAGAAAAACCCAAGAAAGCCAAAUCACAAUCCAAAUUACCCGCUAUGUGUUCGUAUUGCUCAAAAAUAAUCCACAACGCCUCCUAUUUAAGAAAGCACGAACAGACCCACAUGGAAUACAGAGAACGUGAUGUAACUUGCCCCGAAUGCGGCCUAAAAACCUAUAGUAAAAAAACGUUAUAUGCUCAUAUGAAAAUCCACGAUAAAAAUCGUGAAAGGAACUUUAAAUGUGAAUUUUGUGAUAAGGCAUUUUUUAAUCGUGGUGCAUGUAAUGUUCAUCGUAAAAAACAUUUGGAUGACAAGAUGAAAUGUCCAUUAUGUCCAAAGGAAUAUUACAGGCGAGUUGAUUUAGAUCGGCACAUUCAAACACAUUCCCAUGCCCCACUACAUUCCGACAAACCUAAGUCGAAACUUAAAUAUUUCAUCCACUGUAAGGAAUGCAAUCAAGAUAUAGUCAGCCAUAAAUUUACCGCACACCGGGCUAAACACUUGAAUGAACCUUUGAUGCGCUGUAAACUUUGUGAAAAGGAUUUCUUUUGUCGUAUAUCCUGCACCCGUCACAUGAAAAGAGUUCAUAAGAAAACUUAUGAUAACUAUGACGAUAUAACUAUAUAUUAUGAAAAAUAUAGAGCGCGUCUACCACAUGCCUUAUUGUUACAACAAGGGGAUAUGGAAGCAAAGGAAUGUACAUAG